AUGAUAGAUUUGGGACCUUCUGAUGAAGAUCAGGAGGGACCAAAAUCUGUAUUAUCUGGUCAAAUUCCAGGGUUCUGCACGGAUGACCUGGUGGCGGCCGAAGUGACUUAUGAUAAGAAAGAAUCUCCUCCAACCAGGGAACUGAGGGACCUGGUAGCCUGGUGCGAGAAGGAGAAGAAACAACUCAUCGUGGCAUGUGAUGCCAACUCACACCAUACGGUGUGGGGAAGCAACGAUGUCAACGAUCGAGUGGGAUCGGGACCGAUAUGUAAUAAUAUUGCAAUGUGGCAUAUGUCGAAUGAGCCGUCAGUGUCGGAUCAUAGACAUAUCCACUUUGAAAUCAUAACGGAUUAUAAUCCGCAAGUAAGAAUCUACAGAGACCCAAAAAGAAAUGACUGGGAUUCCUAUAGAACGGAGUUACAGGUCAGAACUAGGGAAAUCUGUACAAAAUUAAGGAACACAUAUGAUCUUGAGAGGGCUGUGGAGGAACUCCAAAACGCCGUCACAAGAUCAUAUGAAUAUAGCUGUCCUAUCAAAGUGAGGUCCGACAAGCACACCGUACCCUGGUGGUGCAAGGAACUCACGCAAUUGAGGAGACAGACAAGAAAACUAUUCAAUAGAGCAAAGCGGACAAGAGAGUGGGAGGCUUAUAGAGCAACACUCACUGAGUAUAAUAAACAAAUUAGGAAAGCGAAGAGAGACUCAUGGAGGAAGUUCUGUGAGGAUAUUGACAGUGUCCCACAGUGUGCUAAACUCCAGAGCCUUCUCUCUACGAAUGGAAAUACGAAACUCAGGUCUCUUAAAGCACCGAGUGGGGAAUAUACUAAAACUGGAAGGGAGACAUUGGAAUUACUUCUACUCACUUUCCAGGCUCCAGGUUAUUAA
Molecule: messenger RNA, 885 nt
Organism: Anoplophora glabripennis (Asian longhorned beetle)
Lineage: Eukaryota; Metazoa; Arthropoda; Insecta; Coleoptera; Cerambycidae
Exons: 4
Coding region: 1-885 (294 amino acids)
Source: RefSeq, a predicted model, not a curated record